Molecule: messenger RNA, 946 nt
Organism: Dendroctonus ponderosae (mountain pine beetle)
Lineage: Eukaryota; Metazoa; Arthropoda; Insecta; Coleoptera; Curculionidae
Product: leucine-rich repeat transmembrane neuronal protein 1
Exons: 1
Coding region: 26-913 (295 amino acids)
Molecular function (GO): protein binding
Source: RefSeq, a predicted model, not a curated record
UGGUCAAUAAAUUAUUUCAGCAAAAAUGCUUCCACUCGCCGCUUUAACGUACUUGCUCUUAUUGGUGCCCACAAAUCGGGCAUUUUCUUGCUUCAACUUUGUGACUCUCACGGUGUUUCGCGAGAACUUCAAACUGGUUUUACAACGGGCGGAUACCGUGGAAAACGAGCCGCUUGGCACGGAGAUUGUGGUGGAAAAUCAGCACGUUCCUUUGCUGCAAACCGGGUGUUUUAAAAACUUGUCGAAGCUGCGGUACAUUAAAGUGGUUCAGUGUGGACUUGAGGAGAUUGAACCCAGUGCCUUCUACAAUCUGCCCAAACUCAGGACGAUCGAUCUGGGAUUUAACAAUCUCAAAGAGAUAAUAAAUGGCAUAUUUCACUCCCUGGCUAUAGUCAAGUUGUCGCUGAAAGCAAAUGCAAUCGAAACCAUUCGAGAGCAUGCCUUUUACAACUUAACGUUGCUGGAAAGUUUGGAUCUGAGCAGCAACAAGCUACAUUAUUUAAGUCCGGAGAUGUUUUUCCGAACAUACCAAAUCAGCAGGCUGGAUUGCAGCCACAACGAUCUGCAACAAGUGGACGAGUUGUUUUUUUGGGACAUAUUCGGCUCCAAUCGGGACGACGUUUCAUCUCUAAUUGACUUGAGCUUUAACAAUCUGAGCACAAUUGAGCGAGACACUUUUAAAGGAGUCUUUUAUAUAAACUCAUUGUUACUGCAUCACAAUAGCAUUAAAGAGAUUAAUAGUGAGGCCUUUCAUGGCCUCAAAUCAGGCGUCAGUCUAGAUGUGAGAUACAAUAAACUAGAUGGGUUGGAUGAUAUAGAACUUCUGAGACUCGCUGCUGGAAAGUUCGAGGAUAUCCUUGACGACUGGGACCAGUAUACCGAAGACUUACUCAUUGGCAUUGAAAACCUUUAAAAAAUAACAAUAAAAAUCCGUACCUGUUUUCUA